This is a messenger RNA of Ilex paraguariensis (yerba mate), 783 nucleotides long. Lineage: Eukaryota; Viridiplantae; Streptophyta; Magnoliopsida; Aquifoliales; Aquifoliaceae. The record is from the annotation of a GenBank genome assembly.
AUGCAUUCUUCUAUUUUUGCCAUGUUUAAAGGUGACUCUACCCAAGUCAAGGCCAGUUCAUCUUAUAUGGAUGGUGACUUUGACCUACAUGAGGUCUUGAGGGAUAGAAAUCCCUUGGAAAUAGUUGAUCAUGAAGAAGAUUCCCCUUUACGUAGUGUCUUAGGAGAUAUUUCCCAUGGGGCUAACUUCUAUGAAGGCUUUGACGAGAGGUAUCAAGAAGAGGUUGAGAAAGCCUCUAAGGAUAGCUCUUCAAAAAUUGAUAAAAAGUUUGCUCAUGACCUAGAUGACCUAACCUGCAGAGCCAUCCUGGUGCAUCCUACUACAAAGGUGUUUGACAAGGAAGCUUUGAAGAGAUCCAUGGCUGGUAAGUUCAAAGUCAAACUAGAGGGUAGUGGGAAUGUGAGACCCUCAAAGAAGCCAAGACAUUUGGUGAAAAAGUCCGAGGUCACCAUUCUUGAAAUCAACCUACCAGAUCCCAAGAGGACCAUGACUUCUGACCUCCCCCUUCUGAAGAGAAGACUGAGAAGGUCCAAGAAGUUAGUAACAAAGAGGUAUUCUGAGAUAGAGGCUGAGGUGAUUGCUAGAGACAAGGCUACAGAGGAGCUAAAGAAAGGCGUUGCAAAGAGCUUAUUGGACGGAUUUGAGAACUUCAGGGACCAGAUUGAGGAGAAAUUAUCUGACCUUGACUUAAAUUCCUUCGAUUCUUCCCUUUCUAAAGAUGAGACCAGGAAGGAUAAGGGAACAACCGAGGGACGGGGAAAAACAGCAAGUCGAGACGACUGA